AAUCUCAAGAUCGUGGCCGGCCUAGUAUGCAGACAAAAACGCAAGAGGUCUCCCAUCCUGGUUGGCCUUCGCAUCUAGUCGCAGUAUUACGGUACAGCGCCAAACAAACACGGAAGAGCUUCAGCUGGGAUCAGAUUUAUUCGUAUGCCGUAUCACAAUUGUCGUGUAAAAUAUGUCUUUUCGUAAUAUUUCCAAAGAGGCACUGGCUGGAUCCAUUACACUGGGAGUUGUUUUAGUCGCCGGCUAUUUCUUUGGGAAAAAGAAAUCUUCCAAAAUGAGCAUCUCUAAAAGUCACGCCGAGGGAAAAGACAACCCACUGCUGCAGUACGUCCUCAAUAACUCCUUGAGGGAGCAUCCGGCCCUGAAAAACCUCAGACUGAGGACAAUGGAACACUCCUUGAACUUCAUAAUGGUCGCCUGUGAGCAGUCGCAGUUCAUGGCCAAUCUGGCAAAACUAAUCAAAACCAAGAAAGCAUUAGAGAUUGGAGUAUACACAGGCUACAACACACUGAGCAUUGCACUGACUCUGCCUGACGAUGGAGUUAUAGUCGCAUGCGAUAUCACUGAAGAAUUCACCAACAUUGGUAAACCCUUCUGGAAAGAGGCUGGAGUCGAGCAAAAAAUUGAUUUACGCAUUCAGCCAGCACUGAAAACUCUAGAUGAUCUCUUGUCAGAUGGCCAGGCUGAAACAUUUGACUUUGUCUUCAUUGAUGCAGACAAAGUUAACUAUGACAACUACUUCGAAAAGUCCCUGAAACUGUUGAGGAAAGGGGGCAUCAUUGCUAUCGACAAUGUGCUGUGGAGUGGAAAGGUGGUGAAUCCAUCCCCUGGCGACACAGACACUCUCGCCAUCGACAAGCUCAACAAGAAGUUGCACCGAGAUGCUCGAAUCAGCCUGAGUAUGCUCACAGUGGGAGAUGGCCUUACAAUAGCUAUUAAACUAUAGGACAGAUGUCCAAUUAGUGCAAUGAUUCAUAGCCUGUAGACAGUGUCUUUUUUAAAGUGAGGUGAACUAUUAGAUAUGUGAUGGUAGCUGAAACAUGUUAUUAUCUUAGCUCAUGUUUCUGGUCACUAUCACUCCAGUGGCAGUUAUUUUACUUCACAAUCAGUAAUAUUAAAGUUUUUGUGAAAUGUGGGAAUUUGAUUAAAAAACUACAUGCCAUAUGUUUUUGUAGUGCAUCAAUUAACCAAAAUUGAUUUUAUACAAUUCAUCAUGCUGUGUUAGGCAUUGUUGUAAAAUGAAAGGCGAUGAAGGUUGAUUUCAGGACUUUAUGGCAAAGGAUAGACGCACACCAACACACAAAUGGGUUCCUGAUUAGUGUCACAAUCCUCAGAAAUGGAAGCAAAAGUGGAUAAUUCACUCAGAUAAUCAUUCACUCAAGUAAUACUGAGGAAAUGAGGGAAUCGCUUUAGCAUUGCCUUGCAACUUAACGGGUAUAUAAGGUUGGUAGGAGAUCUCAAACUCAUCACACAGCAUAAUUAAGCCUCUAGAAAGAUAAGUGAACACCAGCCACUACAUUGGAUUUGAGCUUGAUAAGCAUAUUUUGUUGGAGUAAACCUAACAGGU
This is a messenger RNA of Etheostoma cragini (Arkansas darter), 1567 nucleotides long. RefSeq names its product catechol O-methyltransferase domain-containing protein 1-like. The record is from RefSeq and is a predicted model, not a curated record. Bases 173 to 946 code for a protein of 257 amino acids. NCBI's taxonomy places the organism in Eukaryota, Metazoa, Chordata, Actinopteri, Perciformes, Percidae. Gene Ontology annotation, molecular function: O-methyltransferase activity; S-adenosylmethionine-dependent methyltransferase activity. The transcript has 7 exons.